UUCAGAGCAUUGCAAGCAACCAAAUCACUCGGUUCUUUUCUUACGAAUAUUGGUAAAAUGUGUAAAUCGCUGUUUUAAAAACUUAAUUUAAGUGCUGCUCCGACCACCUGUCCGUGUUCGCAUCGAAAUUCGUGUCGCUUUGCUCUGAUCGUGCGGUUCUUGCUGAUUAUCAACAAAUGCCAAAAUUUCGUCAAGGCGAAUAAAAAUUUUACAUAUACACACAUAUAUCUCUGUGCAUGUGUGUGUGCCGGCGUGUAUGUGUGAAGAUCACUCAGUGUGUGUGUGCGUUUGUUUGGUGCCAGUAAAUCAAAAUCCCCAAAAAGUGCCUAAUCACCAAAAAUAUCAGCAAGUCGGCACCCCUUAAUUAUAAAGAAAUCCAGCUACAUGUCACUAUCACCUCAACUGAAGCGACAGAAAAUGUCCCAGGGAAAAAAGUUCGGCGACGGAGAUCCAUUUAAUUACCAGGAGCUGAACAUCAUCGGCACAGGAGCUUAUGGAACUGUUUAUAGAGCCAGAGAUUUGAUCACCGGAAACAUUGUGGCCCUGAAGAAGGUGAGGAUCUCGCUGAACGAAAAUGGAGUGCCAAUGUCCACACUGCGGGAGAUUUCCCUACUAAAGCAACUGAAUGCCAGCAAUCAUGCAAAUAUUGUUAAACUGUUCGAAGUAUGCCAGUUUCUGGAGCGCGAUGGACAACUGUUGAUUCUCCUGGUUUUCGAGCACUUGGAACAGGAUUUAUCGGAUCUUAUAGAUAGACUGCCGAAAACGGGAAUGUCUCCACCUACAAUUCAGCGCCUCUCGAGAGAACUUCUAACUGGCGUGGACUUUCUGCACUCACAUCGUAUUAUCCACAGGGAUCUGAAGCCCCAGAACCUGCUGGUGUCAUCGCAGGGCCACCUGAAAAUUGCUGACUUUGGCCUGGCCAAAACCUACGGAUCCGAGAUGAAGCUCACUUCAGUGGUGGUCACUUUGUGGUAUCGGGCUCCCGAAGUUCUGCUCGCCCAGCCUUAUAAUAGCACCGUGGAUAUCUGGAGUGCCGCCUGCAUUAUCUUUGAGAUGUUCAACCGCAGGGCCCUGUUUCCCGGAACCUCGGAGAAGAAUCAGCUGGACCGCAUCUUCGAGCUCACUGGUCGACCCACUGAACAGCAAUGGCCCCAGACUAUUUCGGUGGCCCUGGAACACUUUCCCCAGCGGCAUCCAAAGAGACCGAGAGACUUUUGCCCCCAUUUGUCCAAGUAUGCUGAUGAUCUAUUGAAUCAAAUGUUAUCCUACGACCUCCGACUGCGUCCUUCCGCCUUGGCUUGUCUGGAGCACGAGUACUUCCAGCAGGAGCCGCUGAUGCCCUAAUCACAUGUCCCAGAAAAGAUAAUGGAGGCGACUGAUCGUAACGGUUUCGCUUCGUUCUUGUUACAAUGUUCCUUUAAGUGUAGUGAAGCAUUUUGUUUAUUUUUUCGUGUCAGUCCAGUUAUUGUGUCCGGAUCCGGAUCCGGAAUGAAGAAUACCUUAAUAUGUUUGUAGUCGUAAGCUAAGUGUAAAGAAAACAUUGUCGCGUCGUAUAAAUAUUACUGCCGAUUAACUGAUAACCGCUUAAUUUGAAACGAUUCUCGAGGACGUUUGAAAGUCCUCCAAGUCGAAAUGUGAUACACAAAGUUCAGGAAUGCAUUAUACAAUUUCAAAAUUUUGUACAACAACAACAAUUUAUAUAUGCAAUUAUACAUACAGCAUAAACUUA
This is a messenger RNA of Drosophila ficusphila, 1729 nucleotides long. It is a transcript of the gene Cdk4, whose product is annotated as cyclin-dependent kinase 4. Gene Ontology annotation, biological process: regulation of gene expression; G1/S transition of mitotic cell cycle; regulation of G2/M transition of mitotic cell cycle. NCBI's taxonomy places the organism in Eukaryota, Metazoa, Arthropoda, Insecta, Diptera, Drosophilidae. Gene Ontology annotation, cellular component: nucleus; cyclin-dependent protein kinase holoenzyme complex; cytoplasm. Gene Ontology annotation, molecular function: ATP binding; cyclin-dependent protein serine/threonine kinase activity; cyclin binding. Bases 385 to 1344 code for a protein of 319 amino acids. The transcript is spliced from 7 exons. The record is from RefSeq and is a predicted model, not a curated record.